Kluyveromyces lactis is the source of this 1065-nucleotide messenger RNA. It is a transcript of the gene LFT1, whose product is annotated as Lft1p. NCBI's taxonomy places the organism in Eukaryota, Fungi, Ascomycota, Saccharomycetes, Saccharomycetales, Saccharomycetaceae. The transcript has a single exon. The record is from RefSeq and is a predicted model, not a curated record. The coding region runs from base 1 to 1065 and encodes 354 amino acids.
AUGGAGCUUCCAGACGAGGAAAACGUUUGGGAUAGUGUUUUUGAGGAAAGGCAGUUGAGCGAAGUAGUACGGGAUCAAGGACCAAAUGAUCUCGAACGACCAGCAGCGCAUAAAGAACCAAUUGCUACCGAACAACCACUGGGGAAUAAGCUUGAGAAUCAGAAAGAUGAUGAUGAUGACGAAUAUAUUAGAAAAGUUCGUACAGCUGUAGAACAAUUCGAAAAGGCAGGCUUCUUCGAGGAUUUAGACGAUACUAAAAAGGGUUCAAAAACAAAAGCCAUGGUAUAUAAGCUAGCAGACGAGGUGAUAGCCCGACAUAAAGACAAACUCUUACGCAUAAGAGACCCAAAUUAUGAUAAGUGGUCUGAACCAUUAAAAACCCCCAUGAUAGAUAAAUAUCAUGAAAUCAAAGAAGAAUGGAGACGUGAGGAAACGAACCACGGUUCCAGUAGUUUAAACAACAGUUCAAUGACUACACAGAAUGUUACAUUUGCAUGGAGUUCAAAUGCUCAUCGACCGGAGCUGACCGCACCAAAGAAGCCUUUGGAACCGCAUUCCAAUAAGAAAUCAACAAAUGAAAUACUACGGAGUAAAGCAAUGAAAAGCGCUCAUGAAUUAAGAAGUAAGCAAAUUCUGCUCAAUAAACUGCGGGAUAAAAAUGAUAGAAACAAUCUGCCUUCACAGGAUGGUGAUGAUGUCAAGCCGAAAUUUAAAAUGGAUCCCUUGGAACCAUUUGUCGCCAAAGCUUUACCGAGAGAGAAGAAGAAGCGACCAAAGGAGAAAAGGAAGAGCAAAUUUUGGUUUUGGGGAUCCCUUACCCAUCAUACUGACGAAGGAAACCACAGAGACAAAGCUAGGUCGCCAGAGCUUGAAGAUUAUAAAAUUGGUGUUGUAUCACCGAAUUCGCGGUCCCCCACGUUAUCGAUUCCUUUCUCUGAUCCCGAUAACACUCAGACUAUUACCAAUAACGCAGUAUCGGACAACAUUAACCAUCACCUGUCGCUAAUAGACCUCGACGAUGACGAGGAACACUUAAAGUGUUCAACGCCACCGUUAAUACUGUGA